AUGGAAGGUCCUUUCCUCAGCCGCUCCAUUCAAUACGUGGAGCGGUGGCUCGCUGAGAUUGUGGCAACCAAAGGCACACGAGCAGCGGCAACAGGAAGCAGCGAGAAAGCCGUGGCGCAAAAGCGAGGGAAGGCGACUGCCACUGCGGCUGCUGAAACGGGUGCCACUAGUAUGUCAAAGUGUCGUUUUGUUGUCGGCAGGGUGAAUAGCGUCCGCCCGCAUCCCGAGAGUCAAAAACUUUACAUUGAGGAGAUCGACUUGGGAGAGGAGGGGGGAAAAUGCCGCACCAUCCUCAGCGGUUUGCAGGAAUACGUCAAGCAAGAAGAUUUUCUCAACCGCCUUGUGCUCGUCAUCGCCAACCUUGAGCCACGGAAGAUUGGUGGUAUACCAUCGGAGGGAAUGGUCCUCUGCGCCUCAUGCAAUGAUGAGGGCUCGCGGUCAGUUGUGUUGCUGGACGUACCUGAGGGGACGCCGGUUGGUGAGCGCAUUUUGUUUGAAGGUCAUGAGGGGCCAUACGAGCCCGUACUGAAAAAGAAACUCGCCAAACACUUCGAGGAGGUGGCAGCAGAACUGCGCACAAACGAUAAGGGUGAAGUGGUAUGGCGUGACAUGCCAUUUCGGACGAGUUGUGGGAUCAUCACGGCAAGCAUCCCCAACGGUAGCGUUUCAUAG
This is a messenger RNA of Trypanosoma brucei brucei TREU927, 672 nucleotides long. Its product is annotated as tyrosyl/methionyl-tRNA synthetase, putative. Gene Ontology annotation, molecular function: tRNA binding. NCBI's taxonomy places the organism in Eukaryota, Euglenozoa, Kinetoplastea, Trypanosomatida, Trypanosomatidae. The coding region runs from base 1 to 672 and encodes 223 amino acids. The transcript has a single exon. The record is from RefSeq and is a predicted model, not a curated record.